Vairimorpha ceranae is the source of this 330-nucleotide messenger RNA. RefSeq lists its product as hypothetical. Bases 1 to 330 code for a protein of 109 amino acids. The transcript has a single exon. Lineage: Eukaryota; Fungi; Microsporidia; Nosematidae. The record is from RefSeq and is a predicted model, not a curated record.
AUGGAAGAAGAAGAAGACAUUGAAGAAUUAUUUUCAAAAGAUCAAGAUGAUCUCAUUUUACUAAAAAGAGAAUCUUUACGACAUGAUAAAAUAAUUAAAAAAUCAUAUUUAAGAGAACAGCACAUUUAUUUGAAAAAUAUAGGGUAUUCAAAUGCAGCCAAAAAAUUUCCACAGGAUAAACACCUUGUCAAUCUACUUUACGGAUUUCUAAAAACAAAGAAAGUUAGUGAUAUAAACAUUUGUACUAUUUUUUAUGAACUUGUACAAAAUGAAAAUGAUUUACUUUGUCAAGUAGAAGAUAUUUUAACAAAGUACAAUAAACAUAUUUAG